AAUAGAUACACAUGUGUUGUAUGUAGAGUUGAUCGAGGCCCUUCAGCGGAGAAAACUAAGAUAAGCCAACAAAACAAACAAAACCCCCCAUUUUCAGAUAUACGCACUCCAGUGUAUCUGUGCGUGUAAAAAAUCCCCCAUUUUUAACCCAAACCCUAAAUCCAAUCACUGUUCACCGACGCAUCAUCUUUGAAUUCUCUCGCCGAAAGGUUGCAAGAUGGCAGCCACAUCAGCAGCCACUUUUUCAGUUGCAUCAGCUUCAUCUCCUUGCUCGAGGGUUAGCCACCUUACGCAUUCAAAGUCCUUUAGCAUCAAAUUCAACCCGAAAAGCCACCUCAGAAAUUUCAACGGCCUCAAAUCUGCCGACUCCGUAAUCUGCGAAUCACAAUCGUCAUUCUUUGGCAAUGAAAGCUGCACAGCUCUCAAAGGCACCUUCAGUUCAAAAGCUCAAAAGCAAACUCAAAGAUCUUACACUCACCUUCAGACAAACGCUUCCUACAAAGUAGCCAUUCUUGGAGCCGCUGGCGGCAUAGGCCAGCCGCUAGCCCUUCUUGUCAAAAUGUCGCCGCUAGUCUCCGAACUGAAUCUUUACGAUAUAGCAAAUGUAAAGGGUGUUGCCGCCGAUCUCAGCCACUGCAACACCCCCUCCAAGGUUUCCGAUUUCACCGGAGCUUCCGAAUUGGCCAACUGUUUAAAGGAAGUGGAUGUUGUUGUCAUACCCGCUGGUGUACCGAGAAAACCUGGUAUGACGCGUGACGAUUUAUUCAACAUUAAUGCGAAUAUUGUCCGCACGCUAAUCGAGUGUGUAGCGGAUAAUUGCCCGGAUGCUUUUAUUCAUAUUAUAAGCAACCCCGUAAACUCGACUGUGCCAAUUGCCGCCGAGGUUUUGAAGCAGAAAGGUGUGUACGAUCCUAAGAAGCUUUUCGGAGUGACUACUCUCGAUGUUGUGAGAGCGAAUACUUUUCUUGCACAGAGAAAGAAUCUGAAGCUAAUCGAUGUGGAUGUUCCGGUUGUUGGUGGGCAUGCGGGAAUUACGAUUUUGCCCCUGCUCUCGAGGGCGAAGCCUUCGGUUAGUUUGACCGAUGAGGAGGUGGAGGAGUUGACUUUGAGGAUACAGAAUGCUGGGACUGAAGUUGUGGAGGCGAAAGCUGGGGCGGGGUCCGCCACUCUUUCGAUGGCUUAUGCUGCUGCGAGAUUUGUUGAGUCUUCGCUUAGGGCGCUUGAUGGUGAUAGUGAUGUGUACGAGUGCGCGUAUGUAGAGUCUGAUUUGACGGAUUUACCCUUUUUUGCUUCGAGGAUUAAGCUUGGGAGGGAUGGGGUCGAAUCGGUCAUUUCGUCGGAGCUUCAGGGGUUGACUGAGUACGAAGAGAAGGCUUUGGAAGCCUUGAAACCGGAGCUGAAGGCGAGUAUUGAGAAAGGUGUCGCUUUUGCCCAGAAGCAAACUGUGGCUGCGUAGAGAGGUCUUUUUGCUAAAGCUUUACUUCGAGGAAAUAAAAAGUAGCAUGGGGAACUGAUAUUUCAUUUUUGUUUAGGCGAAUUUCUGAAACUGCGUUUCCUCGUUUUUUCGUGUUCAAUUGUUUAACGAGGGUGUAGUACUGUUGUAGAAGUCGCUGUUACGAGUACUUUUCAGGUUUUUUAUAAUAACCAUUAAAAACAGAGCAGGUAUUCUUGACAGAAGAAGAUCAUAUUUACUCUCUAUAUCGAGCUAUGCUUAUUUUUCGAGUUUGUUU
Molecule: messenger RNA, 1730 nt
Organism: Erythranthe guttata (spotted monkey flower)
Lineage: Eukaryota; Viridiplantae; Streptophyta; Magnoliopsida; Lamiales; Phrymaceae
Product: malate dehydrogenase, chloroplastic
Biological process (GO): malate metabolic process; tricarboxylic acid cycle
Cellular component (GO): mitochondrion; cytoplasm
Molecular function (GO): L-malate dehydrogenase (NAD+) activity
Source: RefSeq, a predicted model, not a curated record